This is a messenger RNA of Lathyrus oleraceus (garden pea), 1872 nucleotides long. RefSeq lists its product as uncharacterized. NCBI's taxonomy places the organism in Eukaryota, Viridiplantae, Streptophyta, Magnoliopsida, Fabales, Fabaceae. The coding region runs from base 1 to 1872 and encodes 623 amino acids. The record is from RefSeq and is a predicted model, not a curated record. The transcript has 5 exons.
AUGUUUUCUACUGCUGAAAUCAAAGAACGUCUAACGAAGGCCUUUUCAUCUUUGCAGGAAAAUGUCCACAAGGGUAAGCUUACUCACUCUAAAGAAAUCCAAGCAUUCCAAAAGUACUUUGAAACUGGCUAUGACCCAACGAAGCUUGUUGGAACCGUUUGUGACGCAACGCCAAUUUUAAAAGAAAAAUUUGAAAAGAAAAUUGCCAAAAGAAAAUCUCUCAAAGCUGUGUGGAAUGUUUGGAUUUCUUGGUUUUACAACUCCCUUUCGUCUUUUUGCAAAUCUUUUAAACAUUUGCAUGUUUCGACUAACUCACAUCCUUCUUUAGCUGUCGAAAGGAAGGUGGCGAAGAAAGAGAAGCCUGUGGCGAAGGCUAGUUCAAAUACUGCUUCUAGGCCAACUACCUCUUCAAGCCAGGGAGUGCCUUCUGGUGCUGCUCCAGAAAAAACGAAGAAGAGUUCAAAGGGUAGUGGCAAGCCUCCUUUGACGUCCAAGAAAAGAAAAUUCUCCACUGCUAAUGUCAUUCUUGUCGAAGACGAUGAAGAAGAUACUCCUCCAACUCCACUCAAGAAAAAGCAGAAAAAGAAUAAGGCAACAGUUUCCCCUUCCCAAACAAAUAAACAACAAGGUGUCGAAACCAACAUUCUCCCUCCUCUUCUAAAGAAAACUCCACCCCAGCCCUCUGGUGGCGAAGCAUUGGAGCACAUUGGGAGCAAUGCCUCCGAUCCUGAGCCUCAACAGGACAAAGCCACCACUCCCCUCAUUUCUACCGCCAAUCAGAGUGAUCCUUCGAGCGGCAUGAAUCCAUCUCCUCCUCCGAAAAUCAGCGGUGCUGUCCAAAACAAAGGAUCUUCGACUAGAGCUCAAAAUCUCGAAGCAGAUAACGCCCAGAACGAAGAAGAAACCUCUUCUCCUGGUGAAGAUGGUAAAAGAGAUUCGAAGCACGUUGACGAGAAGGACUCAACAGGGAAAGAAGAUUCUGAGGAUACUCCUAGUAAUUCUCCUACAAGAGUUGUGUUCCCUUCAGAUGAUGCUGAUGAGGAUGAUCAGGAUUCUGAUGAGAUUGAGGGGUAUUUUCAGGAAGAUGAAGACAUGAAUGCGGGAGAAGCUGAUACUGAAGGAAAUAAAACUGGAAUUGGUGAUGCCAACGUCGAGACGGUCCCAAAUCCAAUUAAAGUUCGACGAUCCAUCACUCAGACUUCACCUAUAUCACUUACUAAGGAGGAGAAAAAAGAUUUAAAACAAAAUGAUCCCCUCAAGUAUGUGAGGUUAAUGAUGGCUCAAAGAGAGUCUUCUUUAGAGCAAAGUAUUUCUGGAGCUUCGACCCAUUCCGGUGCUAGUGCAAACGAAGCAUCACAUGACGAACUCCUUCAGCAGGUGAAGAAGACAGUUUUUGAUGUAGAUCUCUUUGAAGAAUUAAGGAAUAAUGUGGGAAACCUAAUUGAUCAAGUUUGUGCUGAAUAUCAUAGGGAGGUGGAAGCCAAAACCAAAAUUCUAUCAACUGAAAAAGCUCAAGCCACUGAGUUUGAUAAUUCCCUUCAAAAUUCACAAGCUUCUGAGGAGUUAGCCGCUUCCAGAAAAUCAGCCCAAGCAGAAUUCGACACUUACACUACUUCGAUACGUCUUUGGGAAUCUCCGAUUGCAGAAUUGCAGAAGAAGAUUUCUGAUGCUAAGGCGAAGCAGGCUGCUAUCCAAGGCUUGGAUAGUACUGAAGUUGAUGAUCUGGCGAAGCACAGCGUGGAUUAUAUCGAAAAGGUUAUGACUAUGAAUGAAGAUAUUGCACGCCUCAGAGGUGUUCAAGCGGCUGUUCAAUACAAGAUUGGCUUGGCGAAGAAAAAGUAUGAUCGGAUGAGGGCCACUAUUCCUUUUUGA